Messenger RNA from Arabidopsis lyrata subsp. lyrata, 495 nucleotides. Its product is annotated as CASP-like protein 4U1. NCBI's taxonomy places the organism in Eukaryota, Viridiplantae, Streptophyta, Magnoliopsida, Brassicales, Brassicaceae. The transcript has 2 exons. The record is from RefSeq and is a predicted model, not a curated record. The coding region runs from base 1 to 495 and encodes 164 amino acids.
AUGGCUCCUCGUGUUCGCGGUGGAAGAGGAAGCGGAAGAGGGAAGAGGGGACCGAAGUCUCCGGUGAAGCGACCCACUGUCGUCCCUACUCGACCCACAUCUUCCGGUGUAUCAAGUCGAAGACCAAGGAGCCUUCCGUCGCAGUAUGAGUUCACGCCGGCGAACCCUAAAGAUCCAAAUCAUGGGACUGAGCAUCCGCCGAAUCGUCAGCCUUCACCGCAACUGAGUCUAAGAGACUAUCCACCUCCGCUGCAGCUUUUCCAGUCGGGCGAAGGAUCUCAGCAUGCAGCUGGUGGAUCUCCUCGGGGCUCUAGAACGACUCCGUUUCGAGCAUCUGUCUCCUCUGUUCAUCGUUUAGCAUCCGGAUCUCCCCGUGCCUCUCAGUCUCCAGCUCCAGUUCAGCCUCCAGCGCCGGUUCCUUCUCCAGUGGUUAAUCAACAACAACCACCAAGAGCCUCUCUGUCUGGUCACAGUUCUCAAGCUCAGAACGUUUGA